GUUUAGAAAUUAUAAUGAUUAUUUUUUGGCAACAAAAUAAUAUUUCAUCAACGUAUAAAGAACUUAAUCAAAUCUAAUGACAGACAUUUAAGAUAAUGAUAAAAUAAAAAUGGAUGAGUUGUAUGCAGAAACAGAUUUACUACUUGCAGAUCAAGUGACCAUGGACUUGAAUACUAAAUAUCGUAGUGGUGCUAACGGGACUACAGAAGGAAGAUCAAGUACAGUCAGUACUGAUGAUGAACUGUUAGAUAUUGGAGACGGCAGGAUGGAGGCACUAGGGAACUGGGCAGACUUGGAAGAAAUGGAACCCAAAUAUUCAAGUUCGUCUAAUUUGAUGGACACCUUGGAGGACCUGCCUUCAGGGAUUGGUCAAUAUGAGGAUUUCCACACAAUUGAUUGGUUGAGAGAUAUUGCUAGAGAUCGUAUGAGACAUCGUCACAUCACCAAAAAGAGACAAGAAGGAUGCUGGGAAAAGAUUCUGAGUGCCCAUGAUGCAUGGUCGGGAUGGGUGUGUGUCCUGUUAGUUGGUGUAGCUGCUGGCCUCUGUGCUGGUGUUAUAGACAUUGGAGCCACAUGGAUGUCAGAUCUCAAAGAGGGCAUAUGUAAAGAAGCUUUUUGGUUAAAUAAAGAACAAUGCUGCUGGUCGGCCAAUGAUACUACAUAUGAUGAUGAGGGAUGUAGUCAGUGGAAUACAUGGUCAGAGAUAUUAGGAGCCCAGACUGGAAAGAAGCCAGCAGCUGGUGGUUACAUUGUAAAGUACCUGUUAUAUGUACUGUGGGCUGUAGUGUUUGCUAUGUUAGCCUCAUUGUUUGUACAUUCAUUUGCUCCAUAUGCCUGUGGUUCAGGUAUUCCUGAGAUUAAAACAAUAUUAAGUGGAUUUAUUAUUCGUGGAUAUUUAGGAAAGUGGACAUUAUUGACAAAGUCAGUAGGAAUGAUGUUAGCUGUAUCAGCUGGAUUAAGUCUUGGUAAAGAAGGACCAUUUGUACAUGUCGCUGCAUGCUGUGGCAAUAUUUUUUCUUAUUUAUUUCCUAAAUAUGGCUCCAAUGAAGCUAAGAAAAGGGAGAUAUUAUCAGCAGCUGCUGCAGCUGGAGUCAGUGUGGCUUUUGGUGCUCCUAUUGGUGGAGUAUUGUUUAGUUUAGAGGAAGUUAGUUACUAUUUUCCAUUGAAGACCCUGUGGAGAUCAUUUUUCUGUGCAUUAGCAGCUGCAUUUGUACUAAGAUCUAUUAAUCCAUUUGGCAAUGAUCAUCUUGUGAUGUUUUAUGUUGAGUAUAAUGAACCUUGGUACUUACAGGAACUUAUACCAUUUAUAUUCCUAGGGGCAUUAGGGGGUUUAUAUGGAAGUUUUUUUAAUAAAAUGAAUAUUGCCUGGUGUAGAUAUAGGAAGAAUUCAAAGUUAGGACAAUACCCAAUAGUUGAGGUUCUAGCAGUUACCUUAGUAACAGCCAUUCUCAGUUAUCCAAACACAUAUACAAGGAUGAACACAAGUGAAUUGAUCAGACAGUUGUUUAGUAGAUGUGGAGCUGAAGAUAAAACAAUGCUAUGUGAUUACACAAGAAACUCGACCUCUCUGAGUUCUUACACAUCCAGUACAGUAGCAGGGGAUGGAGUUUACACAGCCCUGUGGAUGCUGUUUCUUGGAUUAUUAUUUAAAGGUCUAAUUACUAUUUUUACCUUUGGUAUAAAGGUGCCAUCAGGUUUAUUUAUUCCCAGUAUGGCAGUAGGAGCUAUUGUAGGAAGAAUUGUUGGUAUAGGCAUGGAACAGUUAGUAGUGAGGAACCAUGACAACCCAUUUUUCCAGAAUAUGUGCCAAUCAAAGCAGUUUUGCACCAUAACUCCAGGACUGUAUGCCAUGGUGGGAGCUGCUGCAGCUUUAGGAGGAGUUACAAGAAUGACUGUAUCUUUAGUAGUAAUCAUGUUUGAGUUGACUGGAGGAUUACAGUAUAUUGUGCCAUUAAUGUUAGCUGUGAUGACAAGUAAAUGGGUUGGAGAUGCUUUAGGAAAAGAUGGAAUAUAUGAUGCACAUAUAGCAUUAAAUGGUUAUCCAUAUUUAGACAGUAAAAAAGAAUUUACACAUACAACUAUAGCAGCCGAUGUGAUGAGGCCGAGAUACUGGAGAUAUGGUGCAGCUCAGAGAAACGACCCUCCACUUUGUGUAAUUACACAAGAUUCUAUGACAGUAGAGGAAGUGGAAGCCAUAUUUAGAGAUACAAGUCAUAAUGGGUUCCCUGUAGUAUUGUCCAGUGAAUCACAAUAUCUUGUUGGUUUUGUUUUACGAAGAGAUUUAAUGUUAGCAAUUGCUAAUGCAAGAAAAAAUCAAGAAGGAGUAGUUAGCAACUCUAUAGUAUAUUUUUCAAGUCAGGUACCAAAUAAUCCUAAUGAUCCUGCUCCACUUAAAUUAAGAAAAAUAUUAGAUAUGGCACCUAUAACAAUAACUGACCAGACUCCAAUGGAAACAGUUGUAGAAAUGUUCAGAAAACUUGGAUUAAGACAGACAUUAGUUACACAUAAUGGAAGCAGACAUCUCUAUAAUAAAGGCAAAUUUUACUUCAAACAAGAGAAAAAGAGACUAUCUGUUGGAAGACUACUGGGUAUUAUAACAAAGAAAGAUGUUUUACGCCAUGUAGCACAACUUGGUAACCAAGAUCCUGAAUCUAUAUUGUUUAAUUAACUUCCUGGAUUGUGGUUAUGGAAACAUUCCUCUGUGUUUAAUGUGUGGAUAAUAUUUUAUCUGAGAGGUCAACAAAUGAUUAUGAAGAUACAUUGCUAUAUGUAAUCGUUAAAAGGAUAAUUUAUUGUUGUAAGGAUAGUGAUGUGAGAUAUAUAAUUGAGCAGGUAUUUGAAAGGAUAGAUACAUUCCAGGUUGUUUAAAUUCAUUCCACACUGUCCCCUAUCAUUCGACUGUGUGCUGUGUUAUUAUUCUGUAGAAUUGUUUUAUAUGCUUCUCUGUGUAAGUUGUUAACAUAAGUACACAAGAAUUAGAAAUAUGUGUGUGUGUAAUAGAAAAAACAUAAACUGUAUAUUAACAUCAGAUUCAUUUUCCCUAUUUGUUUUCUUUUUUAUGUCAAUCUAUGAUUCAAAAGAAAAUCAUAAAAAAAAUUGUACUGUCAUCUGUUGUUUUGUUUAAAAACAUGUCUGAAAUGUUUUUGGAAUCUUAAAAAAAAGUUAAUUAGACAACGUUAGUUGCAUUACAUUGUGAGUAAUGCAAUCCUAUUUUUGAAAGGUUCAGUUUUGUAUUACUACUAUACUAGGGAUCACAUGAUUUAGUUUUACACUAAUCCUAUCUCAGGAACAUCAGAUACAUGAUCCAAAUCUUUUCCAGAGAUACCUGGUUCAGUUUAACAUUACUACUAUACUAGGGAUACCUGAUUUGGUUUACACUAAUCAUAUCUUAGGAACAUCUAAUCCAAUCUUGUUCAAGGAAUACCUGAUUCAGUUUAAAGUAAUCCUACUCAAGGAAGUCCCUUUUCAAUAUUACAGUAGUCCUGAUGUAUUUUUGUUGGUUUAUAAAUCAGUGAAACUGGUUCCCUACAUAUGUUAUUAAUCUCACAUUUAUUUGUUUUAUUGUUAUGUUUUGUAAAAUAAAGAAAUAGAAUCAUUUAAAGUACACAUGGGCUGAUGUGUAUAGUUACAAAAUGUUAUACAUUUACUCAAGAUAUGUAUACUGUAAUUAUAAAUAAAACCAUGUUAGAUUGUUGUACUGUGGCUUUGUGUGAUGUUUAGUGAUAAUUCGUAUUUCUAGUGUAUAUACUAAUCAUUCAUAACAGACUGAUAUUUUAUGUGCAGAGGUGGCUCGACUUGGCUGUGAUAAUCUAUUUUAUUAGAAUUUUAUGUUUAUUAAAUAACCUGAGUUAACUGUAUGUAAUUAAAGUCAAUAUUUAUUAUGCUUUAUGUUAGUAUUGUAUGAUAUGUAUUAGGAAUCUGUCAUCAUGUUUACGCUGUACAAAAUAGUGGUGUAUAGUGAUUAAAAAUGACAGUUAUUCUGUUCCUUCAUAAUUGUUCUUACAUUUCUGGAAAGUCCAUACUGCUUUUGUUUUAGCAAAUUUAAAACAAAAAUAAUUAUCAUGAUUGAAUUAGUCAGUUAAAAGUAAGUACUACAAAAUGUAUAUGGAUUUCACAAAUCUCAAAAGAUAAUAUAAAUCUUGAUUUAAUUGCAUGGCCAUACAACUCUAAAAAUUCAAAUGUUUGCUUUGCCAAAGAAUUUGUGUUUUUAUCACUCAUUGAAAAAUUCAAAAUAUCAAAAAUGAUGUUUCAUUUCAACAUCUUCUUUAACAUAAUUAAAUUAAAGGUAGGUAUUCUUGAAGUUUUAUUUGAUUUUCAUCACUGAGCAAUAAAAUUAGACAUUAACUCCUUAUUCACAUUGUAAGUAAUCUUUACGGAAAUGAAGUAGUUCUUAUUUAUAAAAAUUUGAUAAUAUUUGUACUGGUAAUAUCUUAUUUUAAAAACCAUUGUUUGAUUUUCAUAGGAGAAUAUUUUGUUUACUUGUUUAAAUAAAAGUGGUAGUGUAUAAUUUAUUUUAUAUCAGUCUGAAUGUGAAUCUUUGAUAUAAAAUGCUGUAUGAUGUAUGGUAAGUGUAAGUUUAUAUGGAUUACACAGUCUAUCUUUUAUUUUUAAUGUGAUGAAAAUAAACUGCUGUGGGUUAAAUACAUUUAUCUUUAUAGUUUUUAGAUAUGGAACAAGAAGUACAUUUCUAUUUUCUAUGUUCCUUAUUGAAUGGUCCAAAUGUAAAGUUUAACAAAAACAGUCUCUUUGUUGAGUCUUGAGGCUGGAAAUUUAGAUUUAAAACAAAUAUAAAGACAGUGUGAUUAGAGUGUAUGUUUGCUAAAUACUAUGGUUGCCUGUUCUUUAAAUGCAUUGUACUGUGCCACAAGGUCAAUCCAUGAAUCCUAUAUUCAAGUCAUCUUUAAAAAUUUCAUGUUUAGCAAGAUUGGUGUAUUGCAUCAUAUCUGUGUUAGUAAUCUAUUUUUUGAACUGGUGAAAAAGAGAAGACAGCUCAGACAAAAUGAAGCAAUCUUCUUUUCAAUGUCAAUAACAACCUUUUAUUUAUUUUAUGUUUUUGUUCAAGGAAAAUAAAAUGCUGCUUUUUAAAUUUAUUUAUCACCUUCAAUAUUUAAAUUAUCAUCUGAAAAUUAUGAAAAUAUUGAUCUGUAAAUUAAUUAAAAAUUAGCUAUGGUAUACCAAUAUUGGCCAAAUGGUAAAAGUACAAAAAAUACUUUGUAUUUAUGAAAUAAAAUAAUGGGAUAGCAUUACUCUGAAAAUAUUGAGUAUAUUUCCCUUUGACCACCUAUGGAAAUCAUACUUUCAUCAUCAUCACUGAAACAAAUGAACCAAUUCUAUCCAAAACUACAUUAAUGGUGAAUUCUAGCUUUCCUACCAAUGAUUUCAUUUUGUUCCAGUGGAAGGAAAAAAUGACUGCAAGCCAAUAUAUUAUAAUAUUCUCUUACAAGGUACAUUUGAAAAUUAAGGAGAUUGAUGCCUGGAACAUCCCCCACAGAUGAUUUUCAUGUAAUGUUGAUAGGGGUCAUAUUUAGUUCCCACUGAAAUCUUAUGGAAAAUUAUAUUUCAUUUUCACCAUUUGUCUGUAUGACUCGUUUUAAUAUUUCCUGGCAGGAUUGAUGUGAAAGUUUUUUAUGAAUAAUUUUUAAGAUGAAAAACCAGUUUGACUCUGAUUUGCCAAUUAUUUAACAAUUGCUCUGCUGUAGCGGCAAGGUAAAAUGUUUGAAACUGUACCGAAUUGAUGAUAACAAAGUGAUCUCUUGCAAUAUUUGUCAGAAGUUAUCUUUUAAGUAAUUUUGGUGUAAGAGUGCCCAUGACAUUCAGGCUAUAAUGAAUCUUUUUAGGUUUGUAUAGUUAAGGUAUACAAAGAUUAAACAAAUGCACAAAGUAUUAAUAUUGAAUUUGUCUAUAGCAGUGUAAAGAUAAAAUGUGAAAUACGCUACUUUUAUGCAUAUAUGGUAAUUAUCUACUAGAUCAUAACCAUCUUUUAUCACUCUGGUAUGAAUACCUAGGAAAAGUUAAUGAUGGCAUUGGCCUUCUCCUCUUACCAUAGAAGAGUUAAUGUAUUUAUUAGUACAUGUUGAACGUUAAAGUAUGUGUGUUUUUUAUGAUGGGUGAAAUGAUGUUGUAUUGUAUUGAAACAAAAUAUAUAAAUAAAGAUCUGAAUAAUCUGAAA
Mytilus californianus (California mussel) is the source of this 6169-nucleotide messenger RNA. RefSeq names its product H(+)/Cl(-) exchange transporter 4-like. Bases 110 to 2668 code for a protein of 852 amino acids. Lineage: Eukaryota; Metazoa; Mollusca; Bivalvia; Mytilida; Mytilidae. Gene Ontology annotation, cellular component: Golgi apparatus; synaptic vesicle; membrane. Gene Ontology annotation, biological process: transmembrane transport; chloride transport. The record is from RefSeq and is a predicted model, not a curated record. Gene Ontology annotation, molecular function: voltage-gated chloride channel activity. The transcript is spliced from 23 exons.